Molecule: messenger RNA, 879 nt
Organism: Morchella importuna
Lineage: Eukaryota; Fungi; Ascomycota; Pezizomycetes; Pezizales; Morchellaceae
Exons: 3
Coding region: 1-879 (292 amino acids)
Biological process (GO): nuclear polyadenylation-dependent mRNA catabolic process; U4 snRNA 3'-end processing; nuclear mRNA surveillance
Cellular component (GO): cytoplasmic exosome (RNase complex); nuclear exosome (RNase complex)
Source: RefSeq, a predicted model, not a curated record
AUGCCUAAGGAAUUAGAACCCUCAACAUGCGAAAAGAACUUCGUCCUCGAAGCCCUCAAAGAGAAUCUCCGUAUCGAUGGCCGGAACUUUGAGUCUUUCCGAGAGCUCGAAAUUUCAUUCGGUGAAGAUUAUGGCCUUGCUGAUGUUCAACUGGGGAAAACAAGGGUCCUCGCUCGUGUCUCUGCCGAGGUUUCAAAGCCAUUCUCUGACCGUCCCUUUGAUGGCAUUUUCCAAAUUACAACUGAACUAGGGCCUAUGGCCUCUCCCGCAUUUGAAACCGGCCGACAGACGGAACAAGAGGUCCUCCUCGCACGUCUUAUCGAGAAAGCCAUCCGCCGCUCGAAUGCCAUCGAUACCGAAUCUCUUUGUAUAGUUGCCGGUCAAAAAUGCUGGGCAGUACGUGUCGACGUGCAUUUCCUCCAUCACGAUGGAGGGCUGAUCGAUGCAUCUUGCAUAGCAGCUGUAGCUGCUCUACAGCACUAUCGCAGACCUGACGUUUCGGUUGACGGCGAGAAGGUUAUAAUUCACACACUCACGGAACGGGUACCUGUCCCGCUUUCAAUUCUCCAUAUCCCUAUCUGUGUCACCUAUUCAUUUUAUCAUGGCGGGGAGGUGUCUUUGGUCGAUGCUACACUACAAGAAGAGCAGUUAAGAGACGGAGAUAUGACUAUCACACUAAACAAGUUUGGUGAGGUAUGCCAGAUAGCGAAAGCAGGUGGUUUGCCUAUUGGAGCAUUGGCUUUGUUACAAUGUGCGAGGAUUGCAUUGGUCAAAGUGCAGGAAAUUACCGCGUUUCUCCAGAAGAGACUUGAGGAAGACUCAGCAGCGAGGACAAGAAGAGACAACUUGUUGGAAAGCACGGCGCAGAACGCAAGAUAA